GAAAUAUAAAGCAUGAAAGAAUCAUACAAAAAAGUUAACAUAUAGGGGGCUUGCGUGAGGUAUUAAACCUUUCCGGUAGGAGAAAUCUCGGAAGGUGAUAUUGAUUAAAGAACUUCAUCAGAGUAACGCCUGCAUUUGUAUGAAUCAGAAAGUAGAAAAACCGACACUAUCAGGUCAACGCAUCAAAACUAGAAAAAGAGAUGAAAAAGAGAAAUACGAUCCUUCAGGAUUUCGAGAUGCAAUUCUACAAGGUCUUAAUGAGGCUGGACCUAACUUAGAUGCUGUUUAUAAAUUCCUGGAUACUGCUGGAUCUAAACUUGAUUACAGGCGUUACGGAGAAGUUCUUUUUGAUAUAUUACUGGCUGGGGGCCAUCUAGCACCGGGUGGCACUAUUGUUGAUGAUGUUGAUACAAGUAAACCAUUACGUACAGAUGUCUGUGUAUUCUCAGCAGAAAACAACUUGGAGUCUCUGAAAGGUUAUGCCCAGCUCAUUACAAAAUUGAUUCGACGGUACAAGUAUCUGGAAAAGACACUAGAGGAUGAAUUCAAGAAGGUGCUUGUCUUCCUGAAAGCCUUUUCUCCUAGUGAGAGAACUAAACUCGCUACAGUUACAUCCAUUUUGAUUGGUAGUGGUCUUGUUCCCAGUGUUGCACUGACUAGUUGUCUGCAAGAUCACCUAAUAAAAGAUGGUAUUGCCCUGGAAUUUUUACUGGAUUUUUUUAAGACCUGGUUAAUGGAGAAAGAUGCUCCCACUCUAUGGACAGCACUUCGUAAAGCUGGACUAGAGAUAAGACUUAUGGAGUUUUUUCCGACCAGCCGUAGGACACCAGAGAUAUUUUCAGAAACUUUUAAGAAUCAUGGUAUGAGCUCACUCCUUGAGUAUCUGAAAGUCCAUCAGAGUAGUUCUGUAAAGAAAGACCUACAACAACAGGUUGCCCCUCUUCUGAAGAGUGAUGCUCCGUUGAAGGAGAUUUUGUUAUUAUUGAAAGAUUACCAGAACAAACACAGUCUACUUGAAAAUGAAUUAGCAGUCUUGGUGUGGAAAACAUUGAUGGCUGCUGUUGAAUGGAACAAGAAAGAAGAAUUGGUUGCUGAGCAAGCCUUGAAACAUCUAAAGAAGUACAGUGCUCUGCUGGCAGCUUUCACCCAAGGUGCCAAAGCAGAGCUUGCAUUGCUCCUCAAGAUCCAAGAGUACUGUUACGAUAAUAUGAACUUUAUGAAGGUUUUUAGAAAGAUCGUUGUUGUUCUUUACAAAACUGAUGUUUUGAGUGAGGAUGUCAUUUUGAAGUGGUACAAAGAAGCCCACUCCUCCAAGGGCAAAACAGUCUUUUUAGAACAGAUGAAGAAGUUUGUGGAGUGGCUUCACAAUGCGGAAGAAGAAUCUGAAGAGGAAGACUAAAAGUAGUUCAUCUCUGUGAUCAUGACAUUUUCUUGCCUCAAUCUUCACUCCUACUACCACCAGGGGGUUCAGACCACCUAUUUAAACAAAAACACACUUGGUAACCAGGUUGUGUUUUUCUGUAUUUAAAUGAAAGGAGCAGUUUUUCUGCAGUUUUUAUGUUAGAUUUUGAAACUAUAUGUGUCUGGAAAUCUAAAAUAGUUUUAUGCUUUUAAUACUGUUUAAAAAUGAAAUUUGUAUCAACAAAAUAUUUUUAUAAGGUGGCUCUGAACAUAUUACUGGUUCAUCAGUAAACAGUUAAAUUACAUUUUUUGUCUAUUAUGUUGAAGAACUCAUGGAGCAAUUAAUAAUGAAUAAAAUCUGAGGUGAGAUCUAAAUAAAAUGUGAAAAAUA
Limulus polyphemus (Atlantic horseshoe crab) is the source of this 1792-nucleotide messenger RNA. Its product is annotated as basic leucine zipper and W2 domain-containing protein 2-like. The record is from RefSeq and is a predicted model, not a curated record. NCBI's taxonomy places the organism in Eukaryota, Metazoa, Arthropoda, Merostomata, Xiphosura, Limulidae. Gene Ontology annotation, molecular function: protein binding. The transcript has 13 exons. Gene Ontology annotation, cellular component: cytoplasm; membrane. The coding region runs from base 140 to 1399 and encodes 419 amino acids.